Molecule: messenger RNA, 357 nt
Organism: Candidozyma auris
Lineage: Eukaryota; Fungi; Ascomycota; Pichiomycetes; Serinales; Metschnikowiaceae
Exons: 1
Coding region: 1-357 (118 amino acids)
Biological process (GO): mRNA splicing, via spliceosome
Cellular component (GO): U2 snRNP; precatalytic spliceosome; catalytic step 2 spliceosome
Molecular function (GO): RNA binding
Source: RefSeq, a predicted model, not a curated record
AUGGAGUUUCCAAUAGUGCUAGUGAAGAACCUCCCCUACGACGCCUCCACGGCACUGUUAUAUGAGCUCUUCGAGAGAUACGGGCCUGUGAAUCAGAUUCGUGUUUCUGAUGGGACUGCUCCGAUCGGGACGUGUUUUGUUGUGUACACAAAUAUGGACGAUGCAACAAGAGCAGCGAAGGAACUCAACGGUAUAAACUUUCAGACUCGGUACCUUGUGCUGAACUUGUAUCGUGUGGACAAAGAGGUUGCUGAGGCAGCUAUACUGGCAGAGAGGAAAGAGGCGCUGGAGGAGCUGAUGAAGGAAAAUAACGUUGAGGAUGAAAGUUCAGGUAAGAAACUCGAGGACCUGAAUUGA